Messenger RNA from Castor canadensis (American beaver), 2537 nucleotides. RefSeq names its product transient receptor potential cation channel subfamily V member 6 (gene Trpv6). NCBI's taxonomy places the organism in Eukaryota, Metazoa, Chordata, Mammalia, Rodentia, Castoridae. Gene Ontology annotation, cellular component: plasma membrane. Gene Ontology annotation, biological process: calcium ion import across plasma membrane. The record is from RefSeq and is a predicted model, not a curated record. Gene Ontology annotation, molecular function: calcium channel activity; protein binding.
GAGGGAGUGUCCAUAUAGCUCCUGCACACUCCCAACAGGAGCUCCGACAGACUAGCCUGGCAGAUUCCCUGCUCUGCCAAGUGUAACAAACCCGGAGCCCUCUGCAGACGGCUGGGCAGCCACAGGGAGCCUCCCAGGGCCUCACAGGAGAAGUAGGAGACGGGACCUCUACAGGGAGAGGGCAGGCCGGCUCUUGGGGGCGCUGAUGAGGCCCCAAGGCCGAGCCCAGUCGGGGUCUGGACUCAACCUCAGGCCCACAAGGAGCUGGCCCUCCACCCCAUGGGGUGGUCGCUGCCUAAGGAGAAGGGGUUAAUUCUCUGCUUAUGGAACAAGUUCUGCAGAUGGUUCCACAGACAGGAUUCCUGGGCUCAGAGACGAGAUGAGCAGAACUUACUGCAACAGAAGAGGAUCUGGGAGUCUCCUCUCCUUCUAGCAGCCAAAGAAAAUGAUGUCCAGGCUCUGAAUAAGCUGCUCAAGUAUCAGGGCUGUGAGGUACACCAGAGAGGAGCCAUGGGGGAGACAGCACUGCACAUAGCAGCCCUCUAUGACAACCUGGAGGCCGCCAUGAUGCUGAUGGAGGCUGCACCAGAGCUGGUCUUUGAGCCCAUGACAUCUGAGCUAUAUGAAGGUCAGACUGCACUGCACAUUGCUAUCAUGAAUCAAAAUGUGAACCUGGUGCAUGCCUUGCUUGCCCAUGGGGCCAGUGUCUCUGCCAGAGCUACAGGAUCUGCCUUCCACCUUAGCCCCCGCAACCUCAUCUACUAUGGGGAGCACCCUUUGUCCUUUGCAGCCUGUGUGGGCAGUGAGGAGAUUGUGCGGCUGCUCAUUGAGCAUGGAGCUGACAUCCGGGCCCAGGACUCCCUGGGAAACACAGUGCUUCACAUCCUCAUCCUGCAACCCAACAAAACCUUUGCCUGCCAGAUGUACAACCUACUGCUGUCCUAUGAUGGUGGGGACCAUCUGCAGUCCCUGGAGCUUGUGCCCAAUCACCAGGGACUCACUCCCUUCAAGCUGGCAGGCGUGGAGGGCAACACUGUGAUGUUCCAACACCUGAUGCAGAAGCGGAAGCACAUCCAGUGGACGUAUGGGCCACUGACCUCUACCCUCUAUGAUCUCACCGAGAUUGACUCGUCGGGUGAUGAACAAUCCCUGUUGGAACUUAUCAUCACCACCAAGAAGCGGGAGGCUCGUCAGAUCCUGGACCAGACACCGGUGAAGGAGCUGGUGAGCCUCAAGUGGAAGAGGUAUGGGCGGCCCUACUUCUGCGUGCUGGGUGCCAUCUACCUGCUGUACAUCAUCUGCUUUACUAUGUGCUGUGUCUACCGUCCCCUCAAGUCCAGGACCACUAACCACACCAAUCCCCGGGACAACACCCUCCUGCAGCAGAAGCUCCUUCAGGAGGCCUAUGUGACUCCCAAGGAUGACAUCCGGCUGGUGGGGGAGCUGGUGACUAUCAUUGGGGCUAUAAUCAUCCUGCUGGUAGAGAUUCCAGACAUCUUCAGGUUGGGGGUCACUCGCUUUUUUGGACAGACGAUCCUUGGGGGCCCAUUCCAUGUCAUCAUUAUCACCUAUGCCUUCUUGGUGCUGGUGACCAUGGUGAUGCGGCUCACCAAUGCAGAGGGGGAGGUGGUACCCAUGUCCUUGGCCCUGGUGCUGGGCUGGUGCAAUGUCAUGUAUUUUGCCCGAGGAUUCCAGAUGCUGGGCCCCUUCACCAUCAUGAUCCAGAAGAUGAUUUUUGGUGAUCUGAUGCGAUUCUGCUGGCUGAUGGCUGUGGUAAUCCUGGGCUUUGCUUCAGCCUUUUAUAUCAUCUUCCAGACAGAGGACCCUGAUGAGCUGGGCCACUUCUACAACUACCCUAUGGCUCUGUUCAGCACCUUUGAGCUGUUCCUCACCAUCAUCGAUGGCCCUGCCAACUACGAUGUGGAUCUGCCCUUCAUGUACUGCAUCACCUAUGCUGCUUUUGGCAUCAUUGCCACACUGCUCAUGCUCAACCUCCUUAUUGCCAUGAUGGGUGACACUCACUGGCGAGUGGCCCACGAACAGGAUGAACUCUGGAGGGCCCAGGUAGUGGCCACCACAGUGAUGCUGGAGCGGAAGCUGCCUCGCUGUCUGUGGCCUCGCUCUGGAAUCUGUGGGCGCGAGUAUGGACUGGGGGACCGCUGGUUCCUGCGGGUGGAAGACAGGCAGGAUCUCAACCGGCAGCGGAUCCGGCGCUAUGCACAGGUCUUCCAGCAGCAGGAGAUCCUCUGCUCUGAGGACUUGGACAAAGACUCGGCUGGAAAACUGGAGCUGGGCUGCUCUUUUGGGCCCUAUUUGUCCUUUCCUACGCCCUCAGUGUCUCGAAGUACCUCCCGCAGCAGCACCAAUUGGGAAAGGCUUCGGCAAGGAACCUUAUGGAAAGACCUGCGGGGGAUGAUCAACAGGGGCCUGGAAGAUGAUGAGGGCUGGGAGUACCAGGUCUGAGUGCUCACUCUUGCUGACAGCACCAAAACCAAACCAAACCAAUUGAGAAAACCAACAAAAACCUACAGGUCUCA